UGAAUAGGUAAUGUCCGGUUUUAUGCACGUUAAUAUUGACAAAAAAUAUGGAACGUUGAACAGGGAGUGGUGGGAUGUCACUUUGGCACCGAAUGUAUUAUUGACAUCUUCCUGGUAUAAACCAUAAAGGAAAGAAAUGGAAAAGUCUGAUUCAGUCAGCAGUCUAUCAGCAUCCGACACUUCCAUGAAUUAUGCAAGCGAUGAACAUUCGGGGAGUCUCAUCAAUAACUUUGAAUCAUUCCGGACAGAGGGAGGAUACAGUGACGUUACAAUCCGCGUGGAUGGGCAGGAGUUUCCAUGUCACCGUGUCAUUCUGGCAGCAGGUUCCACAUACUUCAAAUGUAUGUUCUCAUCAGGCAUGGAGGAAUCUUUCAAAAACACGAUAGAUUUAAAACAAAUAGAUGCACAUGUGUUUGAAAACCUCUUACACUUUAUCUACACUGGUCGGGUACAGAUUACAAUAGGCAUCGUGGAGGAGCUGUUUCGCCAAGCUUACCUAUUUCAGGUCACUCCCCUUGUUGACCUCUGUCUCAAGUUUUUCAAAGAGAACAUGAAUGAGAUAAACUGCUUGGCAGCUUUGACCUUGGGCGAUAGUCACGCUCACCAGCCGCUGUACCAGUUUGCCAAGGAGUACGCCUGUCACCAUUUUCAGAGCAUCAGACAAGACGAGGAUUUCACCAAGCUCUCCAUGGAGUGUGUGGUAGAUCUGCUCAGCGACAGACGACUACAGUGUACCUCGGAGGAUGAAGUGUUCGAAAGCGCAAUAAAAUGGCUCGAUUAUGAUCAGGACAAUGAACAAAGAAAAUCUCUCCGUUAUAGAAUACUGGAGUGCAUCAAAUUCCCAUUACUCACCCAAAUUUUUCUCAUAGAUGUGGUUGCUAAGUCAUCUCAUGUUAAACAGGAUGAGAGAGGGAUGGAGCUAUAUAAUUAUGCCAUAACAUACCAUAAUGUCUAUUCCAGACGAAAUAUGCUUCCUUCCUUCCAGAUCACUCCCCGAUUAUCCUGCCCUGUAUACGAAACCGCUGUCCUCCUGGGUGGCCGCUUGAGUGAUGGACUGAGCAAUGAAGUGGAAAGCUACAACGUCGAUACCAAACAAUUCACCACACUGAAACAACUUCCGUUCAAAAAGAGGAACGAGUUUGCUGUCUGUGCGUUCGCUGAUAACAUUUACGUAUCUGGCGGCCUGCGUAGCCAGGAGUUCUGGAAAUAUGAUGGUGUGUUUGAAACCUGGACUCGUGGUUCCAACAUGAUGCAUGCCAGGAGACGACACGCCAUGACUGUGGUGGAUGACUGUAUUUAUGUGCUUGGUGGCUUUGACGAGUAUAAUGUGCUUGGUUCCAUUGAAAUGUGGAAGAGUCUGAACAACUGCUGGUCUGAGGUUGGCUGCCUUGUUCAUCCUGUAGAGAACAUGGGCUAUGUGUCGUACAACAAGAAAAUCUAUCUGUUUGGUGGUAAAAACUCAGAGGAAAUUGUCACAGAUGUGGUUCAGUGUUUUGACACCACUACAAACACAACAACUUUACUGACCCGCACACUGCCAGCAAGUGACAUGUGCCUGAAUGGGGCCAUCUUGAAUAGCCAGAUUUAUGUGGUCGGGCUAGAGGGCUCCUUUAGAUAUACACCAGAUUCUGACACCUGGGAUGUGUUGCCAGAUUUGAGCUGUGCAAGAGACUUUGUCAGUUUAGCAGUUCUAGAUGAGAAGUUGUACGCAUUUGGAGGGAGAAGACGCGGGGCGAAAGACAACUUGUAUACCGACAUCAUCGAGUGUUUUGACCCCGAGAAGAGCUCAUGGGAGAUCUGUGGGAACACCCCCAUCCCUAUGUACUCCUACGGCUGUGUGCGCAUCAUGCUGCACAAGAAAAUAGAGCCGGAUGUUAAUACAUGUAGUGGCAUCAGUCAGGUCGUACCACAUCCUAUACAAAACUGAACAAAAUCACACGUGUACAACUUUCAAUAAGAACAAGUUAUUCCAUUCAUUGGAAAAGUCAGAUUCAUUAUAGAUAAAUAGAGUUGUAAGAAACUAACUUGUUCAUGGCCCGGUACAUGUAUCCGUUAAUGCAUGACUGGUUCUGGAAACAAUUAUAUGAAGUCUUUAGAAGAUGUUGAGAACAAAGACCUUAAUUUCACAACAUACAGUAUAUAUAUGGUUGUGAAGAAAAAAUAAUUUAACAACGCAUUUUAAUAUAUCAAAAUCCUAUAAGGAUUCAGAAAAUAUUUAGGGAUCACGCAAUCUCAAUAGACUUAUCAAAGAUGUGAUUAAGGAUGGCUUGGGUGGGUAAACAUUUUCAUUCCUAAAAUAUCUUUAAAAGACUCAUUCAAUAUUAGAGACAUUAAAAGAUUUUUUUUUAAAAACAAAAUCGAAAUAUUAUUAACUUAUCCAUAUAUCUAUAAUUAGCAUUUCUUCUACCUGAUGCAGAGGAAGUCAUUUCAGGCUAAAUUUGCACCAGAGGAUUAACAAAGUGUUUUAUUUAGACCCUAAACCCUCAAAGACAUUUGUACUACCAGUAUAUACGGAUGUCUUUAAAGUCUUUUUGUUAUCUGAUGUAUGGAAUAAUACAUUGCAUUUUAUUAAUAUCAAAACCUUUUACAUGUAUAUAUGUUAAAAAAAUAACUUUAAUAUGGUCAAAAUUCUGGGAUAAGCAACUGAAUUUUUAUAAAUUAUCCUAUUUGGAUGCUUAAGCGUUUGGUAUUAACAUAUAUAUCAUGUCAUUUUCAUGACUUUGUAUACAAUUCAUUUCUUGAAUGCUUUGGUGAUUUGAGUGACCAUUAUACCAUUUAUAAUGAUUUGUGUAAUAUCCUUUAAGAACUCUUUAUAAUUAUUCAGCAUUACUAUUUAGCAAGAUGUAUUUGUACUUUUGUAAAGAUGGAUGUAAAUUUCCUUACAAUGAUAUCAUGAUAGCUAGUCAGUCACUGAAGCAUUUGUUUAUAAGCAGAGUCACGUGGAGAUGUGUCUAUAUAUUUGUUUAUAAGCAGAGUCACGUGGAGAUGUAUCUAUAUACUUUGUUUAUAAGCAGAGUCACGUGGAGAUGUAUCUAUAUACUUUGUUUAUAAGCAGAGUCACGUGGAGAUGUGUCUAUAUAUUUGUUUAUAAGCAGAGUCACUUGGAGAUGUGUCUAUAUAUUUGUUUCGUUUUGUUUACAUUGCCGGCAUAAUAUCUUGUCGGCAACAAAAUUAUACCUUGUUAGACUUGUUAGUAGUGGUGUAAGCAAUAAGGUCAGCAGAUAGUCUAUUCCUAGUUAUUCUGCAAUGUGUUCUUUUGAAUGUCUCUGAUUAUGCAUGUAUUCAUAAUUCAACUGUGUUGUGACUAAACCAUUGACUGAUGUUACCUUUUUAUGUGUUCAUAGUAAAGAAUUAAUAAU
Messenger RNA from Mizuhopecten yessoensis (Yesso scallop), 3359 nucleotides. Its product is annotated as kelch-like protein 24. NCBI's taxonomy places the organism in Eukaryota, Metazoa, Mollusca, Bivalvia, Pectinida, Pectinidae. The transcript has 2 exons. The record is from RefSeq and is a predicted model, not a curated record. Gene Ontology annotation, molecular function: protein binding. The coding region runs from base 137 to 1927 and encodes 596 amino acids.